Acanthoscelides obtectus is the source of this 496-nucleotide messenger RNA. NCBI's taxonomy places the organism in Eukaryota, Metazoa, Arthropoda, Insecta, Coleoptera, Chrysomelidae. The record is from the annotation of a GenBank genome assembly.
CUAAAAAUAUGUUUGAAGAGCCUUAACGAUGUUCAUAUUAGUAAUUAAAGAUAUUACAAUUGAUUUUGCUUGCUAUUUUUAGGUAAUAAGUAAACUAGUAAUGAUGUUCACAAAAAAAUCUGAAGUCCGAGAUAUGCUCCACAAAAUAGAGAAUUUAUUUUGGGAAAUCGAAAACGUACCUAGUGACGAAGAGAAAGAAGAAUACAUGGAACUCAUACAAAAUGCAAAAUACUUGUUCCAUAUCCGUAUAUUUUUAUUCAUGAUCUGGCUUUCCAGUUCUCUUAGUACAUACAGUACAUACAUAAUGGAGGACAGCGAUAUGCAGCCAUCAACAUCGGCAAAAAGAGGCAGAUAUGAAAGCAAACGUCAGUUAACCAACGAAGAGUUACUGAAUAUCUUAGAAGGGUCAUCAGAUGAAUCGGACGAAGAGAUGGAGUUGGAAAUGUCAAACAGUGAUGACGCUGGAAGCGAUAGCGAUGAAGGGGUUGUGCUUUAA